AGUGACAGCAGUGACAGAAGAACGAGACGCUUCUGUUUAAUUUAAGCCUUUUUUUCUCCUAAUUCUUCACGCAACAUUCAAAUAAUAAACAUUACUCGAUAACGCACUGACACAGCUAACAUUCAAGAUUGUCUCUGUUUUAUCCCAUUAUGUCACAUUUGUUUAAAUUAUUGAAAGGCAGAGAGAGGAACCAGGAAGUGGCAGCGCUUCCGUGUUGCAGCGCAGCAGAACUCGAAGCUUCUGUGUAGGUUUUUUUUUUUAAUGUUCUUAUGGAAUGAAAUUGUUGGAAAACGCCCCGGGAGCGUGGCCCUGGAUCAUCACUGCCUUGGUGCUUCUUAUCGCAGUGGGGUUCCUGUUUUUGGACGAUCCGGAGCCGAUUAAACACAUCAGGAUGGCGGAGGCGGACUUUAGGACCCUGGAGGAGGACUUCCGUAAACAGAACCGGAGUUGUUUUGUUCUAGGAGCUUCAGGAGAGACUGGGACAGUUCUACUGAAGGAGUUAAUCCAGAGGAACAUCUUCAGCAGAAUCACUCUGAUUGGACGCAGGCAAAUCUCCAUCGAGGAGGACACAGACAAAGUGGUGCAGGAGGUGGUAGACUUUGAGAAACUGGACGAUCAUGCAGCAGUGUUUCAGGGCCAUGAUGUUGGAUACUGCUGUUUGGGGACGACACGAGCCAAAGUCGGACCCGAGAUGUUUGCACGUGUGGACCAUGACUACGUGCUGAAGUCAGCAGAGUUAGCUCGGGCCCGGGGAUGCUCUCAGUUCCAUUUGGAGUCAUCUCGUGGUGCCGAUAAAAACAGCAAUUUCCUGUAUCUCAAAGUGAAGGGGCAGGUGGAGGCUGACAUCGAGGCUCUGGGCUUCGACAGAUUCCUUAUUUACAGACCUGGCGUCCUAUUGGUCGACCGUCAGGAGAGCCGUCCAAUGGAGUUUGUCGCUCGUCAGUUUUUUCGGGCGUUCUCUCCUGUGCUCCCCUCCAUGUCUGUGCCCAUCCAGGCCGUGGCCGUUGCGAUGGUCUCAAACACACUGCUCAAAUCAGACCAAAAGACCGAAAUACUGGAAAACAAAGUCAUCGCUGCCUUCGGAAAACAAAAGGCCAAAUAAACAGAGGGACAGAGGUCUGACAAAGAAGAGAGCAUUUUGUCUCAAAUCUCACUAUUUCUGUGCUAUGAUUUCAGUGCCUGUGUGUGUGUCAAAGGGAAAUGUUUGGGGAUAGGGAUUAAGUUUGCUUUGCUUUUAAUAAAUGUUUCAUGAUGUUGCUUUAAAUUAUGUAUAUGUAUAUUUACGUUUUAAGUAAAAGAAAAAAAGAAAACAUUUUCAAGUUCAUAAAUUGUUGAAUCCGUUUUGUUCAGCUGAAUCAUUUCCUUGUGAUAGGCCCGAGACCUAUCACAGAAGCCAGCACUUAAUGGACCAUAACAAACAUAGCAAUGUUGACAGAUGUAUUUUGGCCUAAUUUUGCAGAAAUACUUUAGAUUAUGCCAAAUGCGCAAAGGGAUCACUUGGUGCAUUUGUGAAGGGAAAGAUGUCUGGUUAAAUCCAGGUUGAGAGAAAAGCACGAAGUUUUAUUAGUUACAUCCAGUGCUCAAAGUGUUUAUUCAGAGGACUAGAUAUCAAUCUGGUGAGGACCAGGCUAACAGUGCGUAAAUUUUAGUCAAAAAUAAACUAAAAUAAAAACAUGUUUUUAAAAAAAUAUAUAUUUUGAUUUGACUGAUUGUAUUACGACCAACUAAAUUAUCUUACAUCCCACUGACUCUUUUCGCACAUUUAUGGUGUUGCUGUGCAAAUAUGGCUGCAGAGAGGGCAUGGUUUUCAUUGUUUUUUUUAUUGUUCAGAAUUACAUAGUGUGAAUACCAAAUUUCAUUAGUCUGACAUAUUUUUUCCAUUCAUUAUGACUCUACAGAGGGCGCUGGAGAGCCAUUUUUAAAAGGUAUAAAUUAAAUUCACACAUCAUUAUGUCCAGAUCAUCAAAAUACACAAACGCUACAUUGGGUCUGUUUAAAUCUGAUGAUGUUAAAAGGAUUUUAUACGUUUUGUUGAGAGCUCAUCAUGACCACACCCUGACACUUAUGUAAAUUCUUUUAACAAGGUUUAACCCCUCAUGUCCUGAUGAUACUGCCUCAGUUUUUUGGAGUCCGUCAGAUCAAAAUGCCUACACGAUAAGUUAUGUGGCUUUGUCACAUUGUGCCCGAUUAUGAAGAGCCUCUGUAAAUUCUUUCACAAGUUCCACAAGUUCACGACAAACAGAUCGGAUAUAUAUAUAUAUAAAUAAAAUUUGAAGGGGGCGCUAUUGAGCCAUCUUAAAAGAUAGAGCCCUAAUUUGCAUGUUAUUACGUCCAGCUCACAAAUGUGCACGCGCGCUUCAUUGGAUCCCUUCAACUCUGACAAUCUUAAAACUUUAUAUUAUCUUAACACCUGAGGAACAGUUGAAACUUCAAAUGUAAGUAGAUGGAUGGAUGGGGGAUAGAUACAUACAUACCCGUUAACUAUAUUAUUUGUUCACAUAUUUAACUGGUUAUUUCCAUAUUUGGUACGUCAUAGAAACUCCUGUUAUUUUUAAUGUGUGGCGCCAUCCAGCGGCCUUCAGCUGAAAGUGCGGGGCCUACGUCCCUGCGUUUUCUUUAGUUUUGUGAGAUUAUCAAUUGUGGUUAAUUUGUUUUAUAAAUUAUUUGUGCAUCACUAAAAAGCUAAUAUCUGACUGACUGGUUAUGUUUUACACAAGUCAAAAUAGCACGUAGUUUUGCACAGUUCAACAGUAUGUACUUGUACAAGUUUUCCAUGUAUAAAUAAAGAUAAAGUUCAGUACAUUAAGUUUU
Periophthalmus magnuspinnatus is the source of this 2811-nucleotide messenger RNA. RefSeq names its product HIV-1 Tat interactive protein 2 (gene htatip2). NCBI's taxonomy places the organism in Eukaryota, Metazoa, Chordata, Actinopteri, Gobiiformes, Gobiidae. Gene Ontology annotation, cellular component: cytoplasm. The record is from RefSeq and is a predicted model, not a curated record. The transcript has 7 exons. Gene Ontology annotation, biological process: import into nucleus. Bases 275 to 1102 code for a protein of 275 amino acids.